GACUUCUGGCGGCCAUGUUGGAAAUCAAUACAUUCAGAAAUAUCUUUUAAAGCGUCGCUUACUCGUAAAAAAAUAUUAUCAGAAAUAUGGGACGGAAAAAGAAGAAGCAGACUAAACCUUGGUGUUGGUACUGUAACAGAAUAUUUGACGACGAGAAAAUUUUGAUUCAACAUCAGAAGUCGACAGUGCAAAGAAUAUGUUUAUUUUCAGGGCCCGGGCUUUCUAUUCACUGUAUGCAGGUUCACAAGGAGACAAUUGACAAGGUACCGAACUCUGCUCCAACUCGUGGAAAUAUUGAGAUAGAGAUCUACGGUAUGGAAGGUAUACCCGAAGAGGACAUAAAGGCUCAUGAGGCGCGUGGAGACGAUGAUGACGACGGCAGACGAGAUAAUUCAGAUUCUCCAGCAGUUCCCACUCCCCCUCUUCAAGCAGGUCCCCAACUGCCUGCUGGUAUGGCCGGUAUGCCUGUAGUUCGGCCUGGUGCUCCUUUUAUGCCUGGCCCAGGUAUGGGCUGGGGAGGACCUGGUGUUAUGCCCGGAAUGCCUGGCAUGCCCGGCAUGAUGCCUCAACAAAUGCAGUUUCCAGGAGGACAUGCCGCAGGAUUAAUGCAGCCUCAGCAACCUCUCUUCCCAUCUGCGGCCAACACAGACGGAAAACCUACCUUCCCUGCAUACAGUGAUGAUGCUGAGAAACCAGCUCUGAUAGCAACCACAGGAGUUAACACGAAAAUUAUCCAUCCACCGGAAGACAUAUCUUUAGAGGAGCAUCGAUCUUCCUUACCAAAAUAUCGACCACCCCCUCCCCCUGUUCCCCCUGCUCCUUCUCCUGUCAUGGAACAGCAGCCCCAGGUCAUGAUACUGCAGGCUGGUCAACCUAUGAUUAAUCUUGCGCCACAGAUGGACCCUAGACAAUUUUAUCCCGCUGUCAGCUCUAUGGGAAUGAGCCUUCCUCAGCACUAUUUCCCAACAGUUUCAUCUAUGAGCUCAAUUCAACAUCAGCAAAACAUGUACAACGCAAUCUCUACCAUGAGCUCAAUUGGACAACCUCAACCUCAAUAUUUCCCUACAGUUAGUUCAAUUAGCGCUAUGAUGCCGCGGCCCACACUAGUCCAGGGAAUGCAAGGCAUCCCAGUCAGUGUUCAAGGUAUUCCUGGACACCCCCUGCAGGGACUUCAAGGACAUCCUAUGCAAGGACUGCCAGCCCAUCUACAAGGAUUGCAAGGACACCCAUUCCAGGGAGUUCCUCAAGGAAUGAUUCAAGCUAUGCCAAAUGCAUCUAUGCCCAGUAUAAUGAUGUCCCAGCCCCAGUUGUUUGCGCAGAGACCUCAGAUGAUCAGUUUACCUGGGCAACAGCAAGCUAUGGUGCCGGGACCACUGGUGUUGGGAGGUGUCAACCAGAUGGGAGGACAUCUUGGCAUGGGUCUCAUCCAGCAUGGCAGUCCUUUUGGUCUCCUUGGGGGACUAGGGAUCCCAAGAUUCAGAUGACAAACACAGGACCUCCUGGGACUAGGAGGUCCGUCUCUAGAAGUUGAUGGUACUUCAGGUCUUGGAGCCGUCAAUGUAGGAGGAGCAGGGCUUCUCCGGGCUCCAUCACAAUUGCAAGCAGUGGGACAACCAGCAUUCCAACUUGGACUAGCUGGCCAUCCAAGCCUGAGCACAUCUCUAGGACUGGGAAUGCCAAUAGGUUACCCAGGACUAGGAGGAGCUACUAACGGGCUGAGUAGUGCCACAGCAAAUCUGAUGGCACAUCCUUUACUUGGAUUAGCCCAGCAGUCCAGUGGGAAUGUUGUAAUGCUUCCAAGAAUACCAUGAAGAUUUGCGUUAGAACUUAUUUAUUUUAUACUUGCUCUGGUUGUGUUAGCAAACUAUUCAUGCUUAAAUAUUUAGAUUCAAUUAUUUUGAUCAAACAAAUCUUAGUUGUUAUAAUUUGGGCAUUUUUUGUUGUUGCUACUUUUAGAAUCUCUUGAGUUCUUUUUGUAAUUAAUUUGUUUAUAAUCACCUGGAAUUAACAGUUCAUCAUUGUACAGAGGGAUCUAGAUAUUUGAUAAAUUUCAAAUAUUUUGGAAAACUCGGAAAUAUAUACUUCUUGUCUGCAUGUAAUUAACUCUCUGGUGAAAUAAACAUUUUUUUUAAAGUUGCA
Messenger RNA from Eurytemora carolleeae, 2139 nucleotides. It is a transcript of the gene BuGZ, whose product is annotated as collagen alpha-1(VIII) chain. The record is from RefSeq and is a predicted model, not a curated record. Lineage: Eukaryota; Metazoa; Arthropoda; Copepoda; Calanoida; Temoridae. Gene Ontology annotation, cellular component: nucleus. The coding region runs from base 87 to 1484 and encodes 465 amino acids. The transcript is spliced from 18 exons.